AUGAUCAUGGCGACUUCUGUGCUUGUUACUGGUGGUACUGGCUUCCUAGGUUCUGCCAUUGUCGAUGCCGUACAAGAACAACAUCCAGAAUGGGUAGUCACUGUCCUGGAUCUGAACCCUCCAAACGUGCCAAAGAAAAGCAUCACAUACAAGUGUGGCAACAUCACUGAUGCUGUCUUGGUCAAUACUAUUGUAGAUGGCAUCAAGCCAGACGUCAUUAUACAUUCGGCCGGAUUGGUUCCAGAGCUUGCUUUUCGGUAUGGAAGGGAACAACGAGACCAUGUAUUCAAUGUUAAUGUCAAUGGGACUCGCAAUAUGCUUACGGCAGCCAAGAGCUCUGGUGUCAAAGCUUUCGUCUGGACUGGGUCCUGCACUGCCAUCACAGACGACAUGAGACACCAGUAUCGGAAUAUAGAUGAACGGUGGCCAACAUCAAGUCGUUCAUUGAUAUAUGGAGAGUCCAAGACUGCCGCAGAGGCAUUAGUGCUCGCUGCAUGCGAUGAAAAGCUUGCGACUUGUGCUCUGAGACCUUCUGUACUCUUUGGGCCUGGGGAUUACCAGCUGAUUCCAUCGGUUCACGCCUGCAUCGCCAAAGGAGAAACUCCAUUCGUGGUGGGUGAUGGGGAGAACUUAUGGGAUGUGACUUACGUGGGCAAUGUUGCAGAUGCUCACGUACUGGCGGUGGAGAAUCUGCUGUCGACAAGAACUGCCGCUGGAGAGGCAAUCUUUAUCUCUAACGAGGAACCCAUUCCAUUUCGAGAUUUUUGCUUGGAAGUAUGGAAAAACUUUGGUCAUUAUCCAUCAUAUGAGGUGCACAUACCCGUGUCUCUUGCGUCUUUGGUUGGGUACAUUGCGGAGUUGGUAACCUGUGUUACUGGUACCCCAACGACGUUGAGCCGCGGAAGCGUCCUUGAUGCAUGUGGUACGAGGUAUUGUAGUGGAGGAAUGGCGCGCAAGUUACUCGGGUACAAGCCUCGAGUCGGCAUCGAAGAGGGUAUCCGCAUUAGCUGCGUAGACUAUGCCCAGCGCUUGAAGUCGUCCGGGGCCGUUGGGAAGCUAGCACACUGCUGA
Messenger RNA from Letharia columbiana, 1071 nucleotides. RefSeq lists its product as uncharacterized. Lineage: Eukaryota; Fungi; Ascomycota; Lecanoromycetes; Lecanorales; Parmeliaceae. Gene Ontology annotation, biological process: steroid biosynthetic process. Gene Ontology annotation, molecular function: 3-beta-hydroxy-Delta5-steroid dehydrogenase (NAD+) activity. The record is from RefSeq and is a predicted model, not a curated record. The transcript is spliced from 3 exons. Bases 1 to 1071 code for a protein of 356 amino acids.